This is a messenger RNA of Psilocybe cubensis, 1077 nucleotides long. RefSeq lists its product as uncharacterized. Gene Ontology annotation, biological process: endoplasmic reticulum to Golgi vesicle-mediated transport. Gene Ontology annotation, cellular component: endoplasmic reticulum membrane; COPII-coated ER to Golgi transport vesicle; Golgi membrane. The record is from RefSeq and is a predicted model, not a curated record. NCBI's taxonomy places the organism in Eukaryota, Fungi, Basidiomycota, Agaricomycetes, Agaricales, Agrocybaceae. The transcript is spliced from 6 exons. Bases 1 to 1077 code for a protein of 358 amino acids.
AUGUCCCAAUUCAAUUCGCAUUCCCCGCCUCCUCUACGACACCCUGUACCAACUCACCCGGCGUAUAUUCCUGAGCCACCUUCAACGCCAGCGUCACCGCAGGGUUACCAACGUUUCUCUUCUUCUCCUGGGCCCGGUCAACCGCAGCAGCAGCAGUCAUACCCAAGUCAUGUACCCGCCUACACGUCCCCUUUUCAGCAUUCGCAACCACCCAUACCCCCUCAAUACCAGACUGGAAUGAAUAUGCACCAUAUGCAACCUCAAACUCAGCAACAGCAUCCUCUACCACCUCAGCAGAACGCACAUAUGUCAGGGCCUGAUUAUGCAGCUUGGGGAUUUGAUGGGGCAACAGCUCAGCUGGGAAUGCAAUUGGGACAAAGCGCUGUUGCGGCUGGUCAAGAAUAUGUGCAACGAAAUUUCGGGACAAUCAUUCCCUCUUACCACAUCAAACAUUACUUCAAUGUUUCGAACUCGUAUGUCAUCAAAAAGCUUCGUUUGUUGCUGUUUCCCUGGAUGCACAAAACGUAUUUUCGUCGUCCGCGCGCCCAAGGAGAGUGGCUCCCACCCAGAAAUGAUAUCAACAGUCCAGAUUUGUACAUUCCUGUCAUGGCUGUGUUCACCUACAUCCUCUUGACGACACUGAACUCAGGAAUUAACUCGAAGUUUUCGCCUCUGGUUCUCGGAGAAUCCGCGUCGCGUUCGACUGCCGUCCUCCUUUUGGACUUUUGCUUUGUUAGAUUAGGUUGCUACAUCCUCAAUAUCCAAGGAUCAUCGCAAGUGAUGGAUCUGAUUGCUUAUGGUGGCUAUAAAUUUGUUGGUGUGAUUUUUACCCUCGCUGCUGGAUUUCUCGGCGUUAAGGGCCCGCUAUGGACCAUGGUAUUUUUGUACGCGUUUGCAGGCUAUGCGUUCUUCUUGCUGCGUUCAUUGCGAGCUGUCAUUCUCCCCGAUCCCGCCAGUGUUCCCGCCACUCAUGCCACCGCAACAGUCACGCAGGCACAGCGUCGGAGACGGAUCAUUUUCCUCCUCCUAGAGGCCCUUAUGCAGAUCCUAUACAUGGGAUGGCUAGUUCGUAUCUGA